AGGGCCCCAGAGCCCCUUGGGAGAAAGGCUGAGGCGCUGGGGGAGCCUGCAGGGUGUCCCGCACCCAGAGAAGGAGUGUGGGGCUGUGUGCCUGCAGGUGAGGGCACAGGGGGAGCGUGGAGCAGGGCAGGAAAGGGAUGCAGUCACACCCUUUUGCACGUAUCCGUCCAGGUCUGACAGCAGCAUGUUGGAGAGGGUCUCUUCACCUCAGACCGAUUGCCCACAGAAGGGAGGACUCGCUGCUGGCUCUCUGGUCGUCACUGCCACCCAGCCCCUGCUGGUGUCUCUCUGUCUGCCCAGCAGGGAACGAUGGUGAGGCACCUGGUCCCCCGUCUGCCUGCCCUCCCUGUCUGCCUCGCCGUGGUCCAGCUGCUCAGCCCCUGCUCAGCUCAGUUUGCUGUGGUUGGACCCCCUGCGCCCAUCCAGGCCAUGGUGGGUGAAGACGCUGAGCUGCCCUGUCACCUGUUCCCGAACAUGAGCGCUGAGACCAUGGAGCUGAUGUGGGUGCGAUCCAGCCCCAGGCAGGUAGUGCACACGUACGCACACGGGCAGGAGGACACGCCGGCAGCAGAGUUUCAAGGGAGAACUUCGAUUUUAAAAGAGGACAUCACUGCGGGGAAGGCUGCUCUCCGGAUUCGGGACAUCAGAGCCUCUGACAGUGGAAACUACCUGUGUUAUUUCCGAGAUGGAGACUUCUCUGAAAAUGCCCUGGUGCAGCUGAAGGUUGCAGCGCUGGGCUCUGACCCCCACUUUGAAAUGAAGGGCUACGAGGCUGGAGGGAUCCGUGUGGAGUGCACGUCUGCCGGCUGGUACCCGCAGCCCCAGAUCCAGUGGAGAGACACCAGGGGACACAGCUUGUCUGCUGAGGUGGCCACAGAGGCUGCAGACCCCCAGGGCCUUUAUGCAGCCUCAGCCUCUGUGAUCCUGGGAGGCAGCUCUGGGGAGGGCGUCUCCUGUGUCAUCAGAAACCCCCUGCUGGGCCAGGAGAGGUCAUCAGCCACGGUAUCCAUUGCAGGCCCCUUCUUCCGGAACGCGCAGCCCUGGAUGGUGGCCCUGGGCCUGACCCUGCCGGCUCUGCUGGGGCUCCUGGCGGGGGCCGGCUACUUCCUGAGGCGACAGCAGAAGAAGAUCCAGGCCCUGUCCCAGGAGAAGGAGAGGGAGCGAGCUGAGAAAGCAGCAGCGCAGGCGGAGAAAGAAGCGAUGAGGGCAGAGCUGCAGAGGGAGCAAAGCCACAAAGAGCGCCUGCAGUACGAACUCCGGUGGACAAAGACCUGGUACCGACCACGUGAGGAGCGGUCUCAGGUCUAUGCAGAGUUGAAGAUGGCCCUCUUCCAGCCUGCGGAUGUGUUUCUGGACCCAGACACGGCGUAUCCUGACCUCCAGGUUUCUGAGGACAAGAGGAGCCUGAAGCCAUCAUUCACACAGCAGAACCUGUCAGAAAACCCCGAGAGAUUUUGUGGGAAUCAUUGUGUGCUGGGCUGUGUGAGAUUUACAUCUGGGAGACACUUCUGGGAGGUGGACGUGGGGGGCAGAAAAGACUGGCGUGUUGGGGUGUGCAGGGAGAGUGUGAUGAGAAAAAAGGUUGUUAAAAUGGCCCCCAAGAAUGGAUUCUGGACAGUGGGGCUGAAUCCUGGGAAUGAGCACGUGGCUCUCACCGACCCACAGACCCCACUGACCUGUGUGAGCCCCCCUGAGAGGGUGGGGGUCUUCCUGGACUGUGAGCUGGGGGAGGUCUCGUUCUACAAUGCCCUCGACGGGUCUCACAUCUUCUCCUUCCCACACACCCACUUCUCUGGGCCUCUGAGGCCUGUUUUCUGGGUUUGGACAACUGAUCCCACUCCCUUGACCAUUUGCCCAGCACAGGAAGCAGUGGGGAGGUCCUUCGUGUCUGUCCCAAAGCCUGACCCCUCCCUGGAGACCCCAGUGUCCCCGGGCUCAGCUGCUGGGAAUGGGGACCCUCAGGCUGAAGAAACGUCUCUGCUUAUUGCUGCCCAGCCUGGAGCUGAGGGCCUCCUGAACAGCAAACCUCUCAGCAAAAAAACACUAAAAUCACACUGAGUGACGGACUUCACUAACAUUCACUCAAUGUUUCCACACGAGAGACGAGGAGACCACAGUGCAGACAGUGAGUUAACUUUCCAAAGGUGACUCAGGGGCCUCGAACAACCAGAGCUGACAUUUAUAGGUGACUUCACAUGUACUAGUGCUGUGCUACCUGCUUCAGGUGAAUCUCACUCACUCAUCCUCACAACCACCCUGUGAGGCAGCCUCAUUUAGAAAGUGUGGAAACUGAGGCAGCAGCAGUUCCCUGAGGUACAUAAUUCACUCAGAUUUUAGUGCUGAAUGAUGUCCAUCCCCUGCCCCUCCCCCUCCCUCUGGUCUGUCCCUUUGCAGCUGAUUGUCCUGUUGGGCAGGGUCAUGGGCAGCCCUGAGGGUCCCUCCCAGGACACCAAGGGUAAAGGUCACUGCAGGUAAAGGCCACAUCCCACUUCGAUCCUCCAAGGUCAACUGUCAGAGCCAAGGUCCACCCUUCACUGACGGGCUCUGCAGGACACCGUGGUCCAGAGGGUGAACUCACAGUGAUCCCAUCACACAGGCUGAGAAGGGACCAGCGGCCACUUUCUGAACCAGCCUGUGACCUGUGGGC
Molecule: messenger RNA, 2647 nt
Organism: Phyllostomus hastatus (greater spear-nosed bat)
Lineage: Eukaryota; Metazoa; Chordata; Mammalia; Chiroptera; Phyllostomidae
Product: butyrophilin subfamily 3 member A3-like
Exons: 11
Coding region: 310-2058 (582 amino acids)
Biological process (GO): regulation of cytokine production; T cell receptor signaling pathway
Cellular component (GO): external side of plasma membrane
Molecular function (GO): signaling receptor binding
Source: RefSeq, a predicted model, not a curated record